CGCCGGCGACUUCCCCCCGACAACCACCGCUUCCUCGGACUCCCGCACCCGCCCCGCUGCCGCUUCCGGAUCCCGCCUCUCGCGAGAGCUCUCCGACCAAUCGCGAGCGGCGCCCCGACGCGCAGGCCUCGCCCCUCGGCCCGCUCCGGGAGGCGGGCUGCGGCUGGGAGAGGGGCUGGGUGCGGAGGGCGGGGAACACGAACAUAGCAGAGGAAGCGGAAGUAGAUACCGGCGGAGCUGGCGGCGGGAGGCAUGUUGGGUUUUUCCUUGCUGGCCUUCAGUUACCAUGGGUAUACCAGUCUUCAUACUUGCUGGUCUCCUUGUGCAUUUUGUCUUCAUGGCCUCUAUUUUUGACAUCUACUUCAGCUCCCCUCUGGUUCAUGGUAUGACUCCUCAGCAAACUCCACUGCCACCUCCAGCAAAGCGCCUGGUACUCUUUGUUGCUGAUGGUCUGCGGGCAGAUUCUCUGUUUGAAUUGAACAGCAACAAUACUCCCCAAGCACCUUACCUGCGUGCUAUUCUGGAGAAUAAUGGCAGCUGGGGCAUCUCUCACACCCGAGUCCCAACAGAAUCCAGACCAGGGCAUGUUGCACUGAUAGCUGGGUUUUAUGAAGAUGUCAGUGCAGUUGCUAAAGGAUGGAAGGAGAAUCCAGUGGAAUUUGACUCAGUUUUCAAUGAAAGCAAAUACACGUGGAGCUGGGGAAGCCCAGAUAUUUUGCCAAUGUUUGCAAAAGGUGCUACUGGAGAUCAUGUUUACACAUUUUGUUACACAGCUGAAAGUGAAGACUUUGGAGCACAAGAUGCAGCUAAACUUGAUACCUGGGUAUUUGAUCAUGUUAAGAGCUUCUUUAAUUCUUCCAGAAGUAAUCAAACAUUGUUCUCUGCACUAAAUGAAGAAAAAGUGGUCCUGUUCUUGCAUUUGCUCGGCAUAGAUACAAAUGGACAUGCUCAUCGGCCGUACUCAAAGGAAUACAAGGAGAAUAUUAGAAAAGUUGAUGAGGGGGUAAAAGAAAUUGUUUCAAUGCUCGAAAGCUUCUAUGGAAAUGAUGGGAAAACUGCAUAUGUCUUAACUUCUGACCAUGGAAUGACAGAUUGGGGAUCCCAUGGAGCUGGUCAUCCCUCAGAGACUUUAACACCACUGAUUGCCUGGGGUGCUGGAGUGAAUUAUCCACAGGAAGUUACAUCCCAGCUCUUUGAAGACAAUUUUUUGAAAGAAUGGAAGCUGGAGAAUCUGAAGAGAAUGGAUGUCAAUCAGGCUGACAUAGCACCGCUGAUGGCUUCCCUUAUUGGUGUUCCUUUCCCCUUGAAUUCUGUGGGAACCCUGCCUCUGGAAUACCUGAACAAUAGUGAUCAUUUCAAAGCAGAGAGCAUGUUUACCAAUGCUCUUCAGGUUCUCGAGCAAUUUAAGGUUAAAAUGAGUCAGAAAAAGAGAACUACAUUGUCAUUUCUGUUCACACCAUUUAAACCACUUUCUGAUUCUGAACAGAUCAACUUUUUAAAGAAAGCAAGAGAAUAUAUUCAGCAACAAAAGUACAGUGAAGCAGUAUCUCUGUGCAAAACCCUGAUUAACCUUGCUUUGGAAGGCCUGUCGUAUUACCAUACUUAUGACAGGUUAUUCCUGGGCCUAAGCAUUGCAGUAAGUUUUGUGGGAUGGACGACUUACGUGAUUCUUGUGAUUAUUAAGACUCACACCAAUUUGAUUAAGGCUACUCAGGGUAAUAAUAAGGAAUCUACUGGUCCCUUGUAUGGUUUUGCAUUUGUUGGGAUGAUAAUAGCUUUUUUCCUGUUGAUUCAGACAAGCCCUUGGACUUACUAUGUAUACUGUCUGUUGCCAGUACCCAUAUGGUAUGCAGUUGUGAGAGAACUUCAUGUUAUUCAAGACCCUGCUGCAAAUCUCUGGUCACUUCCUAUUGGUCAGUCUUUGGGCUUCCUGUUGAUUUGUAUACUGGGAAUUGAACUACUAGUUUUCAGCUUUUUCUACCGCUCUACACUUACUGUGGGUCUUCUUGUCUUUGCUGGCUGGCCAAUGAUCACACAGCUGUGGGUUCAAGCAAAGAGAACAACAUUGAUCUGGACUCUUCUGUGUGUGCUCCUGGCAAUAUUUCCUUUAAUGCCUGUUGUAGGAAGAGAACCAAACAUUCCUCUGGUAGUAGCUGCUGGUUUGGUGACACUUCUGAUCUCUUGCUUCUCCUUGGCAUCUUUUUCUAGAAGUAAAAAUAAAUACCAAAGUAAAGAAGAUCUGAAAGUAUAUUUUUAUCAGAUGUUCAGUAUUGCACUUUCAACGUAUGUUGUGAGCAGUACUCAUAACAGUCUUAAAAACAAGCAAGGAUUGCCUGUAUUCAAUCAAAUUAUCAGUUGGAUGACUCUAGCUUCUUCCUCUGCAUUGCCAUUACUGAGUCCCACAUUGCUCUUCCAGCGACUGUUCAGCAUACUGCUUUCACUGAUGGCCACCUACCUGCUCCUCAGCACAGGAUAUGAAGCUCUAUUUCCACUGGUGCUCUCCAGUUUGAUGUUGGUGUGGAUACAGAUGGAACAAGAAGCAUUGCAGCAUUAUGGUCUUUCACUCAAACCAAAGCUUGCUUCCUUCAACUUCUCCUAUGCUACUGAUAUAACUCAGUUUCGACAGCUCCACCUAGAUGACAUCCGCAGGUCUUUCUUCUUUGUUUUCUUCAUAGUGACAGCCUUUUUUGGCACAGGAAACAUAGCUUCCAUUAACAGUUUUGAUCCUGCGUCUGUCUAUUGUUUCCUGACUGUGUUCAGUCCGUUUAUAAUGGGAGGCUUGCUUCUCUUGAAGGUUGUAAUACCAUUUCUUCUGGUAUCGUGUGCUUUUGAAGCUGUUCAAGUCACAACACAGCUGUCAUCUAAGAGCCUUUUCCUCAUUGUUCUUGUGAUUUCAGACAUUAUGGCUUUGCACUUUUUCUUUUUGGUUAAAGAUUAUGGAAGCUGGCUUGACAUAGGCACAAGCAUUAGCCACUAUGUGCUGGUGAUGUCGUUGACCAUAUUUAUGAUGCUGAUGAACGGACUGGCCCAGCUGCUAACUACAAAGAGACUUGAACUUUCCAGAAGGACUAAGCACCAUUCUACGUGAUAAAGCAAUAAAUAUUCCUGCCCUUAAGUUCACCCUCUGCCUUCUUCUGAACCAACUUCCACUUCUGUAAUGUAAAUAUAAGUUAAUGGACUUGAGUGCUAAAAUCCCAUCCUGGAUCAGAGCGCGCUGCUGACAGAGUCAUACUGUCCUAUGACUGAAAUUUGUAUUUGGAGAUUGUCAUUUAGACAUCAGUGGGACUGAAACAACCUUGGCUUUAUUCUCUAAGUGCGCAUAUUUUUUGAAAAUAAAAACAAUAUAAAGUCUGAUUUAAAAGAAAUAGGCAAUCAUUUUUUGUUUUUUUUUUGUUUUUUUUUUCAAUUGUUAGAACUCUUCCGCCAGCUGUUUAUCUCAUGUGCAUGCUUUCAUUUGGAGUCUGCAAAGUCCCGCCUUCACUGCACGUCUCACACAAGCACUUCUCAGACUGAAGCAUGAAUAAAAUCAGUCUGGGCAGAUUUUUGUAUGUUGCCAGUAUGGCAUAUGCAUUUGACUAUCUCUGAAACUGGAUAUAACUUUUGCAAGCCUGUAAACCUGAGACAGGCUGUGUAUGUAAGACAGGUUAAGAUUGGUAUGCUGUGAAGUUCUUGCUGUGAGACAAAAGCUUUUAGCUAACCUGAGUGCAAACUGUGGUCUCCUGCUGCCUCUGUCGCUGACACUUGGGCAGGCUGAGCACUAAGCCAGA
This is a messenger RNA of Lagopus muta (rock ptarmigan), 3767 nucleotides long. It is a transcript of the gene PIGN, whose product is annotated as phosphatidylinositol glycan anchor biosynthesis class N. Bases 287 to 3088 code for a protein of 933 amino acids. Gene Ontology annotation, molecular function: mannose-ethanolamine phosphotransferase activity. The record is from RefSeq and is a predicted model, not a curated record. Gene Ontology annotation, cellular component: endoplasmic reticulum membrane. The transcript has 29 exons. NCBI's taxonomy places the organism in Eukaryota, Metazoa, Chordata, Aves, Galliformes, Phasianidae. Gene Ontology annotation, biological process: GPI anchor biosynthetic process.